Messenger RNA from Rhagoletis zephyria (snowberry fruit fly), 1056 nucleotides. RefSeq names its product regulator of G-protein signaling loco-like. Gene Ontology annotation, cellular component: cytoplasm. Gene Ontology annotation, molecular function: G protein-coupled receptor binding; guanyl-nucleotide exchange factor activity. Gene Ontology annotation, biological process: G protein-coupled receptor signaling pathway. The record is from RefSeq and is a predicted model, not a curated record. NCBI's taxonomy places the organism in Eukaryota, Metazoa, Arthropoda, Insecta, Diptera, Tephritidae.
UUUCUCAUUUCUAUCAUUUCAGAUUAAUUGAUUUUGGUAUCGAUGAACAUGAGUAUGACGAGGUUCACGAACUACCAGAAGAAUCCAACAUUAAUCCACAAAUUGCAACUACAACAACAGAUAUACACGUACAACAGCAGCAACCACUCUUACACGCCACAAAUACAAAAAACAACAACAACAGCACAAACACAACGGAUUUACCCCCCGAAUUGCCACCGCCAAAGCAAAACAAAGUGAAGAACUCAAAGAAAAAUAAAUCGAAAUCGAAAAUUCCACGCUCACCAUCACUUGCCUCGAGCAGCAGCAGUGCUGCGUUAACGACGACAACUGGUGGCGGUAGUAAUCAUCUAAACAACAGCGGCAAUAAUUUUGGUAGUGCAAUUAAUUAUUCACAAUCGGUCAGCGGUGGCCGCAACACACCAUACUCAUCCAUACCACCACAGACACCACCACUGCCGGCCAACUAUCAACAAAGUAAAUUGCAACAUAUGAAUGGUGGCAACGUCACACCAACACAAAAGAUUCCACAAACGCCAUUAGGUGCAUUCGGUGCCGGCAUUUCACCUGUGACGCCAACAACACCAACAAUUCUGGUGUCCAACAGCGGUGGUAAUAAUAAUGUUGGUUUCGCAAGCACACCAACCGGUGGUAGUGUUGUUGUUGGUGGACUCGCAGUGAUGGGUGGCGGUAGUGUGCCACUUAGUGGUGGCCACGGUGCCAAUGGCUCAAGCGUUGGCGGCAAUGGCGUCGGUGGUGGCGGUGGGGGUAAUCAGCGGGGAAGCGUUAAUAUGGCUUCAGCUCGACGCCCACAGCUGCAAAUCUCUCCCAUACCGGAGUCGCCGAAACAUUUUCAGUAUUUGACUUUGACGGUGCGCAAGGACGAGAAUGGAUAUGGCAUGAAGGUCUCUGGCGACAAUCCAGUUUUUGUUGAAAGCGUUAAACCAGGUGGAGCGGCACAAAUUGCUGGCUUAGUUGCCGGCGAUAUGAUCUUAAAGGUCAAUGGACAAGAAGUGCGUAUGGAGAAGCAUCCAACUGUGGUUGGCUUAAUAAAAG